AUGGAUCAUUCUUUAACAUCAUAUUUAUUAUCGAAAAUAACGACAAAUUUAGAAUGUUCAAUAUGUUCAGAAAUUAUGAUUAUUCCAAUGACGAUAGAAUGUGGUCAUUCAUUUUGUUAUGAUUGUAUAUAUCAAUGGUUUUCUAAUAAAAUCAAUUGUCCUACUUGUCGUCAUGACAUUGAAAAUAAACCAAUUUUAAAUAUUCAUUUAAAAGAAAUUUGUCAUAAAAUUAUUGAAUCAAUAAUUGAAAACACUUCUAAUGGUGAUGGUGAUGGUGAUGGUGAUAGUGGGGGAGUUGAUCAUUUGAUGAAUAGAAAAUUGGAAUGUUUAAAAACUUAUAAUUUAGAUGUUAAAAAUAAAUCAAUAUUUGGCGAUUUAUUUAAUAAUACCGUGACGACAUUAAUUGAUUGUUCUGAUGGAGUUGCAAGAUGUGGGAAUUGUCAUUGGGAAGUUCAUGGAUCAAUAUGUUCUCAUUGUGGUACUCGAUUUAGAAGAUCAACAAGAAAUAUCAAUGGAGAAAGUGAAGAAGAUGAAGAUGAAGAAGAUGAUGAUGAUGAUGAUGAUGAUGAGGAUGCAUUUGAAGAUGUUGUUGCAGGAUUUCGUCAAAGUGUGGAAAUAAAUGAAUAUGAUUCUGAUGAUAGUUUUAUUGAUAGUAGAACUGCUAAUGAAAUACCCGUUGGUACUGAUAGUGAUAGUGAAAUCAGUAUCCAUAUUAAUGCUAAUAAUAAUAAUAAUAAUAAUGGUAAUGUUUAUGAUAAUGAAAGUAAUGAAAAUAAUAACACUGAUGAUGAUGAUGAUGAGGAGGAGGAGGAAUAUGGAGAUAAUCAUUUAGGUCAUACUGAAUCAUUUGGUAAUAAUAGUGCUAUUCAUGAUGAUUGGCAUGGAUUUGAAAGUGCUACAUCAAGUGUAAUUGAUCGAGCGUUUUCUGACGAUGAUGAGGAGGAGGAGGAAGAUGUUUCUAUUCAACGUCUGAUGAAUAGUCCUUAUAAUAAUGAUAGUAUAGAAUUAUCAAGUUCUGAACAUGAAAAUAUAAUACAAUUGAGUGGAGAUGAUGAAGAUGAUUCAUAUUAUGAUUCAGAAGAUAUACGAGAUGCUAUGGAAGAAAUGGAUAAUUUUAAUAUUGACAACACUGAUUAUAGUAAUGAAGAAGAAGAUGAUGUGGUAGAAUUAAGUGAUUAUAAUAGCUAUAGUGAUAAUAUGAUUAGUGAUGUAGAUAAUGAUGAUGAUGAUGAUGAUGAUGAUGGUUGGUGGUAA
Molecule: messenger RNA, 1254 nt
Organism: Candida albicans SC5314
Lineage: Eukaryota; Fungi; Ascomycota; Pichiomycetes; Serinales; Debaryomycetaceae
Product: ubiquitin-protein ligase
Exons: 2
Coding region: 1-1254 (417 amino acids)
Molecular function (GO): metal ion binding
Source: RefSeq, a predicted model, not a curated record